Molecule: messenger RNA, 1917 nt
Organism: Gongylonema pulchrum
Lineage: Eukaryota; Metazoa; Nematoda; Chromadorea; Rhabditida; Gongylonematidae
Source: the annotation of a GenBank genome assembly
CAGCCGUCCAUUCAGUUGCAGACUGAUAUUUCAUCUAGCGAAGAGCAGGAGCGGUUAAAUGAAGCAACAAGCGCAGACUUGGCAAACGGUUCUGAAGUAAUGGUGGGUGAAAUGGAAAAAAGACGGGAGGAAACGGAGCAGUCGACGAAAAAUCACACACCGCAAUCACCUUCUGAUAAUCCGGACUGCGCUGUUUUCCCUAUCCCAGUGCUCGUUUCUCGCGGAAUAAGAACGAAAGCGGAGCAAUCAGUCUUUGACAUUGGUGGUCAAAAGAAUGCAAAUAACGCAAUAACCGACGCCUCCGUAAAUUUUUGUGAAGUGGAAAAAACAUCGAAAGAACAGGGAGAAGUGGAGCGGCCACAGUCGUCGAGUCGAAGAGCAAGGUCACUGUUUAAUGUUCUGGACAAUGCUGACUCUGCAUUUUCUGUUUUAGGAUCGUACUCUUGCUGUGGAAUUAAAGUUAGCACUGAUCAGCCGAUGAAUGAAGAUAAUGGCAAGAAGAUGCUGGAUGGAACAAUAGUGAACGUCCCUGGAACAUGUUAUGAAAUGCCGAAAAGGGCGGAAAUGCAAUGGCAGAUGAAGGUAGGAGCUGAAGAACAGGGAGAAGUAAAGAAAAGUAUGAACGAGUGGUCGAAACCGCAUCAAAGUGUGUCACUGUUUAAAGUUCUGGGUAGCGCCGGCUUAGCUUUCCCAUCUUCGGAAUUGUUUUCUCAUUAUGAAGUGGAAAUGGAGGCUGAGCGGCUUGCAGGUAAUGAGCAGAUGAAGCAGCAUGAAGAAGCAGCACGCGAUGUAGUUGAAGGAAAUCGAGAAAUGGAGGACUGUGCGGAAGAGCGAAGCAAAAUGGCGAAACAGUCAGAGUCAAAUAAGCCACCAAAAUCAUUGGUCUCCGAGAGUAGUUGUUCGAAUUUAUCCACUUCAGAGCUGUAUUAUUGCCACGGAAGCGAAACGGAAUGCGAGCAGCGACCACUGAAUGGAGAUAGCCAGAGCGAGCCGAGCUCGGAUUCUGCAAAUGAAUUAUGGUUAGCGAUGUGUUUGCCACGAACUGAAGCCGUGAAGGUACCACCGGUCGAGCCAUCGUCACCUAGUCUUGAUCCGUUUAGGAUGGAUCAUGCCGAGACUGAAUCGAACCUGGAAGCCGAGCAACAGGAUUUUUCAGUCGCCUCGUCACUUUCAUCAGCAACGUCUCCUGUUUCAAUAUAUUCCUUCAGUUCCACUCCGAAAACAUUUCCUUCGCCGCGUAUUCCACCACUUUCUGCUUCCGAUGACCAUAAACUGUAUUCGAUUGCUCUUAGCAACGGCAGUUCCAUGGAAACUCCACUGUCCGAAGAGAUAACACUAGCUGCUGCUGCUGCAAAUCACUGUGUUGUGCGAUGCAAUUGUCAACCAACAGCCCAGGAAAUAGCGGAAGGACGUGGUUGCAGUUUGGGAUGCAUCAAUCGGGAGCUGUACACGGAGUGCGGUUCGCGUUGUCCCAGUGAUUCGGGCUGCGCCAACAGGCGUUUCCAGAAAAAACAAUAUGCGAAAGUGGAGACUUUUGAUGCUGGCGUCAAGGGUUGGGGUUUAAGAGCCCUGGAACCAAUCGAACCAGGACGUUUCAUCAUCGAAUAUGUUGGUGAAGUUAUUGACUCCGAUGAAAUGAAACGUCGCAAAAAAAAGUACGGCAAAGACCCGAAACAUGUUCAUCAUUAUUUGAUGGCGCUGAAAAAUGGUGCUGUAAUUGAUGCCACGCUGCGCGGAAAUGUUUCACGUUUCAUUAAUCACUCUUGUGAUCCGAAUUGCGAGAGUCAAAAGGUACAUAUGUGGCCCAGUGUUCUUGCUUUGCAUGCAGUAUCGUUCGUAAGGAUAUGCCUCUCAAUUUUCACUACCUUCUUGCCUGUCCUCUUCCACGUGUCGCAACUUUUUCGCCUUGUCGCGUAA